AUGGCAGCUGUUGAAGCCACUGCGAAGGCUUUGGAGAAUGCCACAAUCUCCAAAACCAAGGAGUUGAAAGGCACUGAGAAGAGAGACAAACUCAUUGCGAUCGAAAGAAAAUACCAAGCACAAUGGGAAAAGGAUGGUAUUUUCCAGCCAGAUGCUCCUUCGACUUCCGAGAUUCCCCUCCACUCUGUCUCCGCCGCAGAAUUGCGCGAACAGCACCCUAAAUUCUUCGGUACCAUGGCUUAUCCAUACAUGAAUGGUACUCUCCACGCCGGUCACAGUUUUACCGUCAGUAAAGUCGAGUUCACCGCCGGUUUCGCACGUAUGCAGGGAAAGAGAACCCUAUUCCCUAUGGGUUUCCAUUUGACGGGCUUACCUAUCAAAGCAUGCGCCGACAAGCUCGUGAAUGAGAUCAAACUUUUUGGCAAGAACUUCGAAAACUACAAGGAAGAAGAGGAGUUGGAAGAGAAGACAAACAUAUCUGCACCAAGUACACAUCACGAAGAUGUUACUAAAUUCACGGCGAAGAAAGGGAAGGCUGCCGCAAAGGUUAUCAAGAUGAAGUACCAAUUCCAGAUCAUGAGAGCAUUAGGUAUUCCAAUGGAAGAUAUAUAUCAAUUCGCAGACCCUCAAUAUUGGGGUGCCUAUUUUUCCCCUCUUUGCAAACGAGACCUUACGAAUUUUGGAGCACGUAUUGAUUGGAGAAGAUCGUUUGUUACGACCGAUGCCAACCCAUACUACGAUUCUUUCGUUCGCUGGCAGAUGAAUCGCCUCAAGGAGCUCAAGAAAAUUAAGUUCGGAAAGCGAUACACAAUUUACUCGCCAAAGGACGGACAGCCAUGCAUGGACCACGAUCGAAGUGACGGAGAGGGAGUUGGCCCACAGGACUACCUAGCCAUGAAGUUGAAGGUCAUGGAAUGGGCACCAGAAGCCGCAGAUGCAAUCAAGGGAAAACUCCCGGCGGAUGCAGACGUUUUUUUCGUAGCUGCUACUCUUCGACCAGAGACCAUGUAUGGGCAGAAUUGUUGUUUCGUCGGACCUAAGAUUACCUAUGGAGUUUUCAAGGUUUCGAAAAAUACUUACUUUGUCAUUACCGAUCGUGCGGCUAGAAACAUGUCAUAUCAAAAUAUCUUCCCUGGAAAUGGUACAGUCGAUAAGGUAGCAGUGAUCACUGGUUCAGCAUGUGUUGGGACCUUGGUUCACGCUCCUCUGUCUGUACAUAAAGAUGGUGUCAGAAUCCUUCCCAUGGAGUCGGUUCUUCCUACCAAAGGUACUGGAGUCGUUACCUGUGUACCAUCUGACAGUCCAGAUGAUUAUGCGACUAUUAUGGAUCUCGCUAAGAAGGCUGAUUAUUAUGGUAUCAAGAAAGAAUGGGCCGAAUUAGAAAUCAUUUCUGUCAUCACUACACCCUCAUAUGGAGAUAUGUGCGCUCCAUUCUUGGUGAAUAAGCUCAAGAUUGCCUCACCAAAGGACAAGACGAAAUUGGAAGAGGCAAAAGAGUUGGCUUACAAAGAGGGGUACUAUCAAGGUACCAUGUCAUUUGGAGAGUUCAAGGGAGAAAAGGUCGAAGUUACCAAACCAAAGGUCAGAAAGCAAAUCAUCGACGCUUGUCAAGGCUUUGCAUACUCAGAACCUGAGCGAAAGGUUACCAGUCGAUCUGGAGAUGAAUGCUGCGUUGCAUUGAUGGAUCAAUGGUACCUUGAUUACGGAGAGGAGUCCUGGAGAAAAAUUGCUCUCGAGUAUGUUGACUCCGGAUUGAACACUUACUCACAAGAGACCAAAAAUGGAUUUGAAGGUGUGCUCAACUGGCUCAAUCAAUGGGCAUGUGCCAGGACUUACGGUCUUGGAUCGAAACUUCCCUGGGAUCCUCAAUUCUUAGUUGAAAGUUUGAGCGACAGUACCAUUUACAUGGCAUAUUACACCAUUGCUCACUACCUUCAUAAUGAUAUUUUUGGUAAGACUCCAGGUCUUGCUGGAAUCAAGCCAGAGCAAAUGACCGACGAGAUUUGGGAUUAUGUCUUUGCUCGCCGGGAUAUCAGUGAUGAUAUCUUGAACGAUAGUAAGAUUCCACAGGACACUCUCGCGUCAAUGAGAAGAGAAUUCGAGUACUGGUAUCCGCUUGACCUUAGAGUUUCAGGAAAGGAUCUCAUCCCGAACCACCUUACUUUCUUCCUUUAUAUCCACAUUGCCAUUUUCCCACCAGAGUAUUGGCCAAAAGCUAUCCGUGCUAAUGGUCACUUGCUCUUGAAUGGAGAGAAGAUGAGUAAAUCCACUGGUAACUUCAUGACCUUGUUCGACAUGAUCAAUAAAUAUGGUGCAGAUGCCAGUCGUAUCGCAUUGGCUGAUGCAGGAGAUGGAGUUGCAGAUGCCAAUUUUGAGGAAGAUGUUGCUGAUAAUAACGUUCUCCGUCUUUUCACUCUCCGUGAAUGGUGUGAGGAUAUGGUCAAAGAUCAAGAUAGCCUCCGUACUGGAGAGAAGACCGAUUUCCUCGAUGCACUGUUCGAAAACGAAAUGAAUGCUAUCGUUCACGAAUGUCGUCAACAUUACGAAGCAACGGACUUCAAACUCGCCCUUAAAUCGGCUCUUUAUGACUUCACAGCCGCCCGUGACUUCUAUCGUGAAGCCAGCAUUGCUGCCGGAAUUAAGAUGCAUAAAGAUCUCAUUCUCCAAUAUAUCGAGCUUCAAGCUCUCCUCCUCACUGUUAUCGCGCCUCAUUGGUCUGAAUACAUUUGGCUCGAGGUCCUCCACAAAACUACUACCAUUCAGAACGCCCUUUAUCCUACUGUUCCAGCACCAAUUCCAGCUCUCAGUGCUGCUCGCGACUACGUUCGCUCCACAUCCUCAAACAUCACAUCCGCUGAGGCUGCUCAACAAAAGAAGAAGGCGAAGGGCAAAGAUAUCGGAUAUGAUCUCAAGAAGCCUAAGAAGCUUACCAUUUUCUCUGCUGCUAAAUUCCCUGCCUGGCAACAAAAGUAUAUUGAUCUUGUUCGCGAGUCUUGGAACCCAGAGACCAAGAGUGCCAAUGAUAAAGAACUAAACGGAAAAAUUGCCAAGAUGGGAGAAAUGAAGAAAGCGAUGCCUUUUGUACAAACUUUAAAGAGGAGUUUACAGGGCGGUGAAGUUCCAGAUCAGGUGUUUGAGAGAAAGUUAGCUUUCGAUGAAAAGCAGACACUCAAGAACAUGGUACCCGGUCUCAAAAAGGCAGCAGGGUUGGCAGUGAUAGAGGUAGUGAUUGUUGACGGUGAUGAAGGUGGAAAGAAGGGUGUUAUUGUUUCUGUUGAGGGUAGUGAGGAGAAAGAAUACGGGGCUUUGCCAAUUAUGGCUGAGCAGGCUGUUCCUGGUUUCCCAACUUUCUUGUUUGAGAACGUCGAGGUUUGA
Molecule: messenger RNA, 3375 nt
Organism: Sclerotinia borealis F-4128
Lineage: Eukaryota; Fungi; Ascomycota; Leotiomycetes; Helotiales; Sclerotiniaceae
Source: the annotation of a GenBank genome assembly